AUGGACUCCCAGGUGUGUCAGAACUUUCACUCUGAGUGUGAGGCUGUUGUUAAUCACAUAGUGAACCUAGAGCUAUAUGCUAGCAAUAUCUACUUGUCAGUGUCCUGUUACUUUGACCGUGAUGAACUGGCCUUGAGGCACAUGGCCCAGUUCCAGAGGAAGCAGUCCCACAAGGAAAGGGAACAUGCAGAGAAGUUCCUGAAAUACCAGAACAGACGAGGAGGACGUAUUAUUCUGCAGGACAUAAAGAAGCCAGAGUGGGAUGAGUGGGGGAACAGCCUGGAGGCUCUGCAAUGUGCCCUCCAGCUGGAGAAGACUCUGAACCAGGCCCUGCUGGACUUGCAUAAGCUGGCUACAGAGCAGAAUGACCCUCAUCUUUGUGACUUUCUGGAGUCUGACUACCUGGAGGAGCAGGUGAAGGCCAUCAAGCAGCUGGGAGACCACCUCACCAACCAGAAGCUCUUGGGAAUGCCCCAGAAUGGCAUGGGAGAGUACCUGUUUGACAAGCGCACUCUGGGGGAGAGCAGCUGA
Molecule: messenger RNA, 531 nt
Organism: Caretta caretta (loggerhead turtle)
Lineage: Eukaryota; Metazoa; Chordata; Testudines; Cheloniidae
Product: ferritin heavy chain A-like
Biological process (GO): iron ion transport; intracellular iron ion homeostasis
Cellular component (GO): cytoplasm
Molecular function (GO): ferric iron binding; ferrous iron binding
Source: RefSeq, a predicted model, not a curated record